Papilio machaon (common yellow swallowtail) is the source of this 1263-nucleotide messenger RNA. RefSeq lists its product as uncharacterized. The coding region runs from base 14 to 1243 and encodes 409 amino acids. The transcript is spliced from 6 exons. NCBI's taxonomy places the organism in Eukaryota, Metazoa, Arthropoda, Insecta, Lepidoptera, Papilionidae. The record is from RefSeq and is a predicted model, not a curated record.
UUCUUUACAAGACAUGGCUGAAGAUGACGGUGAAAUCGAAUUCCUAGAUGAGGAUGCGGAUAUUGUCCAACAAUGUGUUCAUACUGAUGAAGACCCGCCGCCUCUAAAAGCUCCAAUUCCAUUUCUUGUCGAACGAAGUCCCGUUGAAAAGCCAAGAAAAAAGCGAAAAACUGAAGAAGAUUCUGAUUACGAACCUUCAAAGGAUGCUCCAUCGAAAUACAAAAAGCGUAAAACUCAAAAAAUACCACGAUCAUCAAUAAAGUCUCAAAAGUACGAAUAUUUCGCUCAAUCUGCGCCAAUCAAAUAUAAAGUCAAGGAGUAUGGACCUCGAAAAAUGAAAAAAUCACAAAUAAAGACUGAAGAAAUACCUAGAACACAAUUAGAUAUUCGUAUACCUGAUUAUGACGAUCCAUUAUGUAUGCCAGUUCGUGCAGUAAAAAAGGACGGAAGUGACACAACGAAGUUGAAGAUUUGGAACAAUUUGUGUUUGGAACAUUUUAAGAAAAGUGACACUGUGCUAAGACCCGAUAAUGGUGAGACUGUGUCAUCUAAAAGAACUGUGCUCCUAAAAAAUAUAUUCAAUAAAUUUACAGGUAGACAAGAAACAAGCAUGUGGACUAAGACAAUGGUCACAAACAAUAAAGGAGUGACCAAAUCCGAUGUAGUUCAAUCCGUGUUACCAAAGUACAGAGAGAAGAAAGUAUUAAACUAUAACCUUAUUGACACCAAGAGACGGAAGUCUUACCAUCAUGUGGAUGAAGUGAUAUUAACUAAAGAAGAUCAGAAGGAUGGAGAGCAAUUGAUAGUUUAUAAACCAAGAGAAACUAUCUCUUUGGUCUAUAAAAUGUUUGAGAAACCUGAGAAUUCUGAGGGUAAGGAAGAAGAUGAGGAGCAGAAGAAAUAUAUGAAGGAAGUGGCAAGCUGCAGGAUGUGUGCCCCAUGCUUUCAGGUAUCCUGGCGAGGCUCCCGGAAGGAGGAUAAGAAGAUAAGAUGUCAAAUCUGCUCGGUGGUGUGUGCCAGCGUGCAGCGUCUGCUGGCACACCUCAAGUCGCACUCCGCACAUGAUAUGAACAAGUACAAGAGGCUUGUCUCCAGAGCCUUGGCCAAAGUUGUUGGGUACCAGUACAGAUGUCGCAUCUGCCAGCAGAAUUAUCCCGGAGUAGGGGAACUUCGCAGACAUGUGCUUACACACCGAGGUACGGAGACAUUUAUCUGCGAAGUUGGCGGACAUCUUGCUACGUAAUUAUCUUGUCUUGUAAAUAU